CUGACAGGUUAAGGACACUAGAAGAGUCCAAAUAAAAAAUCUCUUAGUCGACAAUUAAAAUAAGUAGUCACCAGUCAUUUCUAGCUAAGCACAUGAGCAUCAAAUUCCAAAUUCCAAAUUCCAAAUUCCAAAUUCCAAAUUCCAAAUUCCAAAUUCCAAAUUCCAAAUUCCAACAAGAGAGAAAUAAAGAAACACAAACGAAAGUCGAGCCGAAGCAACAAAUAAAACAUGUUGAUGUCGAAUUAUGAGAAGAUAAAAACAGAUGUUAGUCAUAUUAGCCAAUUAACAAAACAGCUUGCAAAAGAUGAUCCUAGAAGGAUUGUUCACUCCAUCAAAGUUGGUUUUGCAAUCACAUUAGUCUCUCUAUUCUUCUAUUUCGAUCCACUAUAUGAAGGUUUAGGCAUGAAUGCAAUGUGGGCUGUUCUAACUGUCGUUGUAGUCUUCGAGUUCUCUGUAGGAGCAACGUUAGGAAAAGGGGUGAAUAGAGGUUUAGCAACUAUUAUAGGGGGCAUGUCUGGAUUUGGUGCUCAUAGAUUAUCAAGUCUUUCUGGAGAUAAACUUGAGCCUUUUUUUCUUGGCUUCUCCGUCUUCAUUACAGCUGGAGUUACCACAUUUAUGAGGUUUUUUCCAAAGGUAAAAGCCAGAUUUGAUUAUGGACUAUUGGUAUUCAUAUUAACAUUUUGUUUAAUAUGUGUAUCUGGCUAUCGAGAUGAUCAAGUUAUAGAUAUGGCACAUAGAAGGAUAACCACCAUUCUUAUUGGUAGCUCAACUGCUGUCAUUGUUUGUCUUAUUAUUUGCCCUGUUUGGGCUGGUACUGAUCUUCACAAUCUUGUUUCCACCAACAUUCUUACUCUUUCCCUUUUCUUUCAAGGAUUUGGAAUUGAAUACUUCAAAACUUCAUUGGAUAUAACACCUUCGGAUGACGAGAUUGAGGACAAUAAAUCAUCACUCCAGGCGAUAAAAAGUGUACUCAACUCCAAAAACAACAUUGACACUUUGCUAAAUUAUGCAAGAUGGGAGUUUCGGCAUGGACGGUUCAAAAAGGGGCAUCCAUGGACACAAUACCAGAAAAUUGGGGAGUUGGUUCGAAAUUGUGCCUGUAGAGCUGAAGCUCUCCACAGUUUCCUUUAUUCUCAAGGACAGGCACCAAAUGAAGUGAAGGCUAAAUUUCUGGAACCUUGUAUGAAGAUGAGCACAGAAUCAGGGAAUUGUUUGAGCGAACUUUCAAUGGCAAUUAAGAAAAUGAACAAACCCUCUAAGGCAAAACCCCACCUACAAAAUGCCAAACAAGCUGUUCAAAAUCUCAAUGUAUUAUUAACAGCAAACAUAUGGAAAAAUCUUAAUCUUUCAGAUGUAACACCAGUGGCCACAGUUGCCAAACUACUAGCAGAUGUUGUGGCUUGCACUGAGGAUAUUGCUGAGGCGGUUCAAGAGCUUGCGUCCCUUGCCAAAUUUAAGGAUGCUAAGGAGAAAACCAAAGUGGCACCUCAAAUUGAAAAAACCAAAGUGGCACCUCAAAUUGAAAAAACCAAAAUGGCAAAUAAUCAAGGAUCGAUUAAACGACGUCCUCAUGCUAAUCAUGUUAUACUGAUUGAGACAUCAUCACCAACUUCAUCUCCCAGAAUCUCUGUUCCAAAGGAUCCGCCUUCCUUAGCUAUGGCUCAACAAGCUGCAGAGUAACAUUCUGAUUUUCUUGAAUUAACAAGGCGUCUACUUUUUUGUUGCUUUUUUUAUGGUUCUACUUUUGUUGCUUUUAAUUGUUCUUCUGUUCUCGUCUAGUCGUCUUGUGUUUACAUUGCAGACUAAUUUAACUUUGUAUAGAAUAACUUUGUAUAGAAUGUACUCCUCUGUCCCUUAA
Molecule: messenger RNA, 1858 nt
Organism: Spinacia oleracea (spinach)
Lineage: Eukaryota; Viridiplantae; Streptophyta; Magnoliopsida; Caryophyllales; Amaranthaceae
Product: aluminum-activated malate transporter 2
Exons: 3
Coding region: 229-1680 (483 amino acids)
Biological process (GO): malate transport
Source: RefSeq, a predicted model, not a curated record